Molecule: messenger RNA, 1967 nt
Organism: Pungitius pungitius (ninespine stickleback)
Lineage: Eukaryota; Metazoa; Chordata; Actinopteri; Perciformes; Gasterosteidae
Product: immunoglobulin superfamily member 21-like
Exons: 10
Coding region: 23-1501 (492 amino acids)
Biological process (GO): homophilic cell-cell adhesion; heterophilic cell-cell adhesion
Cellular component (GO): adherens junction
Source: RefSeq, a predicted model, not a curated record
UGUGCGCUCUGAGGGAAUCAGGAUGACUGGUCCUCUGGUUCUGUGCUGCCUCCUCCUCUCUGCUUACUCUCUCCCUCUGGCAGCUGGUUAUUUAAAUGUCUCCAUUGAGCCUCUUCUUCCUGUCGUGAUUGGCGACACAGUCACACUGAAGUGCAACUUCCAAACAGACGGAAACCUCCGAGAGAUCGUGUGGUUUCGGGUGAGCUCACAGGUGAUUGAUGGAGGCAAUGCCAGACAGAAGAUUUUCACUUAUGAUGCCAUGUUUAACAGCAGCUUCUCCAACAUGGAGGACAAACGCAGACGGGAGGACCUGCUCUAUCAGUCCACCGUGCGGCUUCCUGAAGUCCAGAUGGCAGAUGAUGGCCUCUAUGAGUGCCAUGUGGGGAUUUAUGACAGGAGCUCCACAGGCAAAGUGAUUCUAGCCUCCGCCAGCAUCACCCUCACUGUCAUCGUACCUCCCAAGUCCAUCUCUGUAGUGGCAGCCAACAGCCCAGCUGCUUUCAGCCGCUACGAGGCCCAGAACUUUACUCUGGUUUGCAUUGUGACCGGAGCGAGGCCCCCUCCCACGGUGUACUUCAAGCGGGAUGGUGAGCUUAUUGAUGUGGUACCAACUGGUCACCCUUUCUCCUCAGUGACAGACCGAGGUAGGGGCCCCGGUCUCGGAAAGAGGAGUCACGUGGGGCAUUGGAGAUCUGGGGGCCUCACCAGUCGAGACCUUGAUGAAACCAAACUCCAGAAGUCCCUGUCCCUUCUGAAACAAGAGGGCAAACUGUCUCGGCUCGGCCAAGACGGCCCCGAAAAGGGCCUAGAGCAACCGUCCGAGUCGGGUCCCGAGUCGGGUCCCGAGUCCACCACUGAGGUGAUCCCCGAGACGGUAGUGAGCCGGGAGUUUCCUCGCUGGGUCCAAAGCAGCGAUCCACUCUACUACUUCCAGCUCCGGCAGCAGGCAGCAGGUGAUGGUACCAUGGAGGUGAGAGCCAUGCUGACCUGGAACCUCAACCCCCAGCUAGACAACGAGGCCCUGUUCAGCUGUGAGGUCAAACACCCUGCUCUGUCCAUGCCCAUGCAGGCCGAGGUCACACUGGCUGCUCCCAGAGGACCGAGGCUGUCCAUGAGCCCCAGGAAGGCCAGGGUGGGAGAUGCAGUGCGGAUCACAGUCCAGGGCUUCCAGCUGGGGCCUUCUGCAAGCGAGGUCUUCCCUGAGCCCAUAUUCACCUGGACCAAGGUGGGUGGCCAUCUGCUGGAUGGCAGAGAGGAGCAUAACGGAAAGGAACUGAUCCUGGAGAGAGUUCCUGCUGAGCUCAAUGGGUCCAUGUUCCGGUGCACGGCCCAGAAUCCUCUGGGCUCCACAGAAACUCACACCCGCCUCAUGGUGUUUGAUAACCCGAGACUAAAGAAAGGAAGAGAACGUUUAAUUGCCAUGGACACGGCGGCCAGUCGGUGCUCCCUCUCACUAACCUUCAUGUUGCUGCUGCUGAGCUUCACCUGCGAGAUGACGUGACCACGGGCUCUGCUGCUCCUCCACACACCAGCACCCACAUCUACCUGAGGCCUCGGCUCAUAGUGACCCCACGGCAGAAGCCAAACCCCCCCUCAGCUGUCCCACCAGUGCUGAACAUUGAAGAUGCAGCAGGACUUCCCCUCUGGGAGAGACAUCAGACCCUGACAGUUAGCCACAGUGCAUCAUAUGCAUUAUACUGAGGAAAAGCAGGUUGUUACCUAUAAAAGUGAGCAGGGUUGACACCAGUGGCGGCUGGUGAAUUUUAUUGUAGGGGGGGCUGAAUAAAGAUUAUUUUUUUCACAUACAAACGAAGCAUUGUGGUGCAUUCUGACAAAAUAAUAAAGACAAAAUAGAACAUUUUCUAUUUUUAACAAGUUUUAACCUGCCUUGUAGAAUUUAGUAAGAUUAAGUGCAAAUACAUCAAUAGAAAUUGGGAAUUAUACACAAGUUAACAUUCUAACAAGUU